This is a messenger RNA of Toxotes jaculatrix (banded archerfish), 3182 nucleotides long. RefSeq names its product FYN proto-oncogene, Src family tyrosine kinase a (gene fyna). Gene Ontology annotation, molecular function: ATP binding; non-membrane spanning protein tyrosine kinase activity; signaling receptor binding. The record is from RefSeq and is a predicted model, not a curated record. The transcript is spliced from 12 exons. NCBI's taxonomy places the organism in Eukaryota, Metazoa, Chordata, Actinopteri, Toxotidae. Bases 152 to 1765 code for a protein of 537 amino acids. Gene Ontology annotation, biological process: innate immune response; protein phosphorylation; cell differentiation. Gene Ontology annotation, cellular component: extrinsic component of cytoplasmic side of plasma membrane.
GAAUCGGCAGGGACGGGUCUCCCACCGCUGUUCCGUCUCAAUGCGAGGAGAAAAACAUUGACAGAAAGUAGAAACACACCAGCGAAUUUCCCCACGAAGGUCUCUCUGGAAACUCCGAUGGAUUAAUCUGAUUUUUCUGCGAGAGUAGAGAAUGGGCUGUGUCCAAUGUAAGGAUAAAGAAGCAGCAAAACUCACUGAUGACAGGGAGACCAGCCUCUCGCACAACUCGGGAUACCGCUAUGGAUCCGACCCCACGCCACAGCACUACCCCAGCUUCGGGGUCACCACCAUCCCCAACUACAACAACUUCCACAGCGCCGCCACACAGGGGGUGACCGUGUUCGGAGGAGUCCACACAUCCUCGCAGUCUGGGACGCUUCGGUCCCGGGGAGGUACAGGGGUGACUCUCUUUGUGGCUCUUUAUGACUACGAAGCCAGGACCGAGGAUGACCUCAGCUUCAGAAAGGGGGAGAGGUUCCAGAUCCUCAACAGCACUGAGGGAGACUGGUGGGAGGCUCGUUCUCUCACUACAGGUGGAACUGGUUACAUUCCCAGCAAUUACGUAGCUCCGGUGGACUCGAUCCAAGCUGAGGACUGGUAUUUUGGUAAAUUAGGUCGAAAGGAUGCAGAGAGGCAACUGCUCUCCAACGGCAAUGCCAGAGGCACUUUCCUCAUCCGUGAGAGUGAAACAACCAAAGGGGCUUACUCCCUCUCCAUCCAGGAUUGGGAUGACAUCAAGGGAGACCAUGUCAAACACUAUAAGAUUCGCAAGCUGGACAGUGGAGGCUACUACAUCACCACCAGGGCCCAGUUUGAAACGCUGCAGCAGCUAGUACAGCACUACUCGGCCAGGGCUGCAGGGCUGUGCUGCCGCCUGAUCGUGCCGUGUCACAAAGGCAUGCCUCGUUUGACUGACCUGUCCGUCAAAACCAAAGACGUGUGGGAGAUCCCGCGAGAGUCGCUGCAGCUCAUCAAACGUCUCGGAAAUGGCCAGUUUGGAGAAGUCUGGAUGGGCACGUGGAACGGCACCACCAAGGUGGCAGUGAAGACUCUGAAGCCCGGCACCAUGUCGCCUGAGUCCUUCCUGGAGGAGGCUCAGAUCAUGAAGAAGCUCCGACAUGACAAACUGGUGCAGCUCUAUGCCGUAGUGUCCGAAGAACCCAUCUACAUCGUCACUGAGUACAUGAGCAAAGGCAGUUUGCUCGAUUUCCUUAAAGACGGAGAAGGACGAAGCCUCAAGCUGCCAAAUCUAGUGGACAUGGCAGCUCAGGUGGCAGCAGGCAUGGCGUAUAUUGAGAGGAUGAACUACAUUCACAGAGACCUGCGCUCUGCCAACAUCCUAGUCGGAGACAGUCUGGUGUGUAAGAUCGCUGACUUUGGUCUGGCCCGGCUCAUCGAGGACAAUGAAUACACAGCAAGACAAGGUGCAAAGUUUCCCAUAAAAUGGACUGCUCCUGAGGCUGCUCUCUAUGGGAAAUUCACCAUCAAGUCAGAUGUGUGGUCGUUUGGCAUCCUGCUGACAGAGCUGGUGACCAAGGGCAGAGUGCCCUAUCCAGGAAUGAACAACCGGGAGGUGCUGGAGCAAGUGGAGCGAGGCUACCGGAUGCCAUGCCCACAGGACUGUCCCACGUCCCUGCACGAGCUGAUGGUGCAGUGCUGGAAGAAAGACCCAGAGGAGAGGCCCACCUUUGAGUACCUGCAGGCCUUUUUGGAGGACUACUUCACUGCCACUGAGCCCCAGUAUCAGCCAGGGGAUAAUCUCUGAGCGCCGCCACCCUCAUCCCAUGUCAUUUCAUUGGCUUUCCACCAGAGGGAGCCAGAUACUCUCCAAAUAUUCUCCGUCAUCCUGUGGCUCUACAAAAGCUCAUCGACUGACUUCUUGACUUUUAAGCUUCACACACACCCACACACACACACAUACACACACAGGGACAGGCGGCUGCUCUGUCAGCAUACUGACUAUCAAUUUCAGUGGAUGUUUUUGAGGUGGGAGGGGGCGUUUGAGAUGACUGAAGAGUUAAAAAUGACUGCCAUGGAUGAACCAGAUGAGUUGUGUACCUUGUAUGUAGUGUAAAUAUAAAUCUGCUUGUUUACUUAUCUCCUUUUUGUUUCAUUUUAUAUUACUUUUGAUAUUUUGGAAAUGUGUGGAUUUUUUUUUUAAUCCAAGGUUAAAGUUAUUUCAGAUUUAAAGCUUGUAGAGAAACGUGUGAGGCUCACAGUUGGUAACAAAUCGUGACAUAAUAAUUGUAGGAAUGGUAGUAGUUAGACAUCAUGGACCGAGAUAUCUCAGAAAUUUUUCUGGGAGUCCACUGACCUUUUUUACAAGGUUAAUAUGACGAUACUGCUCUCCUCUUCUCAAGGAACUUAGAUGUACUAUAACACCUGUUCUUGCCUUUUCAUGUUUAGUAAUAUUCUUAUAAUGUAAGGGAAUGCCUUCAUGCUUUCUACACACUAACUUCUUGCAUCAUGGACUCUUCCACCCAAACUUGUAUGACAUCUGCACUGAUAUUAAGUGCAUUCAUCGCAUUUCAGCUUCAGCCAAUGAUUUUUAGAUCGGCUUAAAAUAACUUUUAGUUCAGCUAAUCUAUGGGGGCUGACUUCCUCUCUGAGUGCAACCAUUGUUUGGCUGACUGCUUAUUAUACUGACGAUAUUUUAAAAUGUAUGUUGCAUUAUUGUAUGGCAGCAGGCUGUGUAAGAAUUCUGCAUUGUCUUUUCGCUUCAGCGGCCAAACAAACAAACUGCCACUUACAUGACAAGAAUGAAGGAUACGUGCCCGUGUUUGUCCCUCCAUAAUGUGUUCCUCGAAAUAACAUGUUGUUUACGAGACCAAACAUGUUCAUUUCGCUGUAUUAUUUUGCUCAGCAUUUCGGCCAGUCUUAAAUGUCUUUAUGAUCUCAUGGUUAUGUCAUUAUCCAGGGAAGUGUGCAGCUCUGAACGGCAUUUUAUCAUCAUCAAGUAUCUAUCAACUUCUCUCCCUGGGUAAGAAGGAGCAUUCCAGAACAAUACACCAUUCCUCUGUGUAUUUAUGUUGCUUUUCAUGAGUGGAAAAGUGAGCAAAAACUAGAUUUUGUAUCACUUUAUUUACCCUAAUUCAGUAGAUAUACAGAAAAUGUUUUUGGUCUCCGCAUUAUUUAUUGUCUCUGUCUGUUACUUGUACACAACUGGUUUUGAAAUAAACAAU